Molecule: messenger RNA, 546 nt
Organism: Hippocampus comes (tiger tail seahorse)
Lineage: Eukaryota; Metazoa; Chordata; Actinopteri; Syngnathiformes; Syngnathidae
Product: splicing factor 3B subunit 5
Exons: 2
Coding region: 116-376 (86 amino acids)
Biological process (GO): mRNA splicing, via spliceosome
Cellular component (GO): precatalytic spliceosome; U2 snRNP
Source: RefSeq, a predicted model, not a curated record
AUGAUCAGUCGCUUGUUUCAAGUCGGAACGUAAUUCGUGGUGGACGCACCGGAAGUGUGAGCAGCUUUCAUUGGAGCGAAGUUGGCAACGUUAACUUCACCAAUCAAUCUUGAAAAUGACGGACCGCUACAACAUCCACAGCCAGCUAGAGCACCUCCAGUCCAAGUACAUCGGCACCGGCCAUGCCGACACCAGCAAGUGGGAAUGGCUGGUGAACCAGCACCGAGACUCGCACUGCUCCUACAUGGGCCACUUCGACCUGCUCAACUACUUCUCCGUGGCCGAGAACGAGAGCAAAGCCCGAGUCCGCUUCAACCUGAUGGAGAAGAUGCUCCAGCCUUGCGGACCGCCCGCAGACAAGCCGGACGAUGCCUGAUUGGAGACACCUGAUUCCUGCCUUUUUUUUUUCUUGUUUCACGGAUACACGAGACAUUUGGACUCCUCAGUUUUUCCCCCUUCUUUUUGAUAUAUUGUUAUUAGAGUCCUUCGUGCAAGUUACAGAUGAUGUCUGUUGGUGUAAUAAAAGCGUUGUUUCUCUGCUCUUCA